This is a messenger RNA of Selaginella moellendorffii, 969 nucleotides long. RefSeq names its product pentatricopeptide repeat-containing protein At2g41080-like. The coding region runs from base 1 to 969 and encodes 322 amino acids. The record is from RefSeq and is a predicted model, not a curated record. The transcript is spliced from 2 exons. Gene Ontology annotation, biological process: RNA modification. Lineage: Eukaryota; Viridiplantae; Streptophyta; Lycopodiopsida; Selaginellales; Selaginellaceae. Gene Ontology annotation, molecular function: zinc ion binding; RNA binding; protein binding.
AUGGCGAUCAAGCUCGGGAGGGAGAUUCACCAGCUGGCGAAGCAUAAAGGGCUGCUGAAAAACAAUCCAGUUCUGGGCUCCAGCCUGGGCCGAUCGAUCGAGGCCUUGGAGCGUUUCUAUUCCAUGACUCAGGAGGAGGGCUGUAAAGCUGACGAUGUGAGUUUUGUCUCGGUGUUGAACGCUUGCAGCCAUGGUGGUCUGGUCGGGAAAGGAAGGCAGCUUCUGGAUGAAAUGCCCAAGCAGUAUGGAGUCAAGCCACGUCUGGAGCAUUAUGUGUGCCUGAUCGAUAUGCUCGGGCGAGCUAACCUCCUCGACGAAGCUGUGAGAGUUCUCAGAGCCAUGCCUUUUGAAGCGGAUGCAGUGGUUUGGACGUCCCUGCUCGGAGCCUGCCGGAAGUGGAAGAAUUACACGAUUGGCAAACUCGCGUUUGAGCGUCUUGUGGAGAUGGAUCCCAAGAGCGGCACGCCCUACGCAUUGAUGGCCAAUAUAUUUGGAAACCUGGGGAUGCUCAGUGAAAGGGCUGCUGUUGUGGAGAGAAUGAGAGGUGAAGGCAGCUUCAGGGAGCCCGGGAGAAGCUGGUGGACGGAUGUUAGCUCAGGAAAAGUGCAUUCUUUUUCUGUCGGGGAUAGGAGUCACUCACAGAGCGACGAGAUUGCGGCCAAGCUCAAGCAAUUGCUGCUGAGAAUGAAAGAGGAGGGGUACGCGAGCGAUGUGAUCAACGAUCUAAAAGACAUGCCCGAGGAAGAUCACCUGUGCGGCCACAGUGAGAAGCUUGCGCUGGGGUGUGCUCUGGUGAACUCGCACCAGAAGGAGACCAUCAGAAUCGUGAAAAAUCUCCGAGUUUGUGACGAUUGCCAUGCGGCCACUACUCUCAUCUCUAAGCUGGAAAAAAGGCUAAUCAUCUGCAAAGAUGCCAGUCGGGUUCAUGUGUUCCAGGAUGGCAGAUGUUCCUGUGACAACUACUUUUGA